This is a messenger RNA of Arachis ipaensis, 1121 nucleotides long. NCBI's taxonomy places the organism in Eukaryota, Viridiplantae, Streptophyta, Magnoliopsida, Fabales, Fabaceae. The record is from RefSeq and is a predicted model, not a curated record.
AUGUGUGCAGAACCCGAACCAACUCCUUCUAGCACUUCAAGGAGAAGAGAUGAUGAAUCAGAGUUCAAUUUGAGAGAAUGGGGAAUGAAAGGUAGAAUCAUCAGCAGAGAGAACACCAACUCAAGAAGGUAUUCAGGAUCAUACAUGAGAAGCUUUAGAGAAGACACAAGGUCUUUCAGAUCAAACAUAACCAUUUCUAGCACAGCUUCUUCACCAGGAUACCCUUUAAAAGAUGAAAUAGACCCUUCAACAUACUCAUUCACCACUGCUCUUAAAGCAUUGCAAGCAAAAGCAAGCUAUAACAGUUGGGAAUGCUUAUCCCCAGAUGGGUUUGCAUUGAAUUCAAAGUGGAAUGAAGCAGAAAAGUACAUAUGCAACCCUCUCUCAGGAGAAGUACCAAUGGAGUGUCUAUCUGCAAAAACUCUUAGUGGAAGAUCAUUCAGAAGUUUCACAAACAGAAUCACCAUGUCUGCUCCUCUAGUUUAUUCCUCUUCAAGACAUAUUCAAGCCAAACCAUCUAGUCUCAUAGAAGAAGAUGAAGCAGCUCCUCCUCAAUACCCCAUUCCAGAGAAGAAAAAAGAGGGAAUGACAAGAGAUGUUGGUGUUCAAAGCACACCUCAAUAUCUUAGUUCAAGCAGUCCUAGCCCUGCUUCAACACCUUCAAUCAUAGAAAGGUCAAAAAAUAGAGCUGCAGAUUCACCUAAUUCAAAUGCCAAAACAAAAUCUGAAGAAGAGGUGGAAGUGAAAGAUACAGAAACAUGGGAGACAAAAGAAACAGUUCAUCAUCAAAGAGGAAAGAAUGAUUGGAGCAAACAUGAAGAACAACUUUGCAGAAGGCAAGGUGGUUGCUUUUCUUGGAUGAUGAGGAAGAAUAGGCAGAGAGACACUGAAAAACAAAGAAGAAAUAGCAUCUUUCUCAUUCACUUCAAAGGUUGCUAAAAUAAAAUAAAAUAAAUAAAUAAAUAAAUAAUUGUAAUUGAUGAUGACAUAAUUUGUUUUUCAUUUGAAAAACAUCUAAACUAUAUACUAGUUUAGAUAAAAUUAGAAUUAGCUAGUCUCUUAUAAGUUGAGUUUAAUUUUUAUAUGCUUAAAAUAUAAAAAGUUUGGCACUCUCAUUCAAU